AUGGUGAAACAGACCUCCUCAUGUGCAGGACUUUCCCCACGCUACUUGGGGGGGCGAGCUCUAACAUGGUACACCACCCUACUGACUAGUAGUAUCGCUUCAUGGGACGAGUUGGCGAACAAGUUUCAGUCUCACUUUGCAACCAGUCGCCCUGUGCCAAAAUCUGUCCACUCUCUAGAAAAAAUACGCCAACAGCCCGACGAGUCCCUCAGAUCCUUUUUAGACCGCUUUGAUAAGGAGGCCCUGCAGGUCCAAGGCCUAGACCCAAAAGUACAGGUACAUAUACUUCUUUCGGGCUUGCAACAGGGUGCGUUCGCGUACGAGCUCGCCCGCCAUGAAAUCACUGACCUGGAAGAAGUCAAGAAGGUGGCCCAGGAGUACAUGCGAAUCGAAGAGUACAAAGGAAGCCGAGUUGAUGACGCCCACAGUCAAGAAAAGGCGGUCAGUAAACAGAAGAACCAAAUGGAAGAAAGUAAGAAAAGAAACAAACCAGCCAAAUAUUCAAAACGCCCUUCUGGGCGCGACACAUGA
Gastrolobium bilobum is the source of this 531-nucleotide messenger RNA. RefSeq lists its product as uncharacterized. The coding region runs from base 1 to 531 and encodes 176 amino acids. NCBI's taxonomy places the organism in Eukaryota, Viridiplantae, Streptophyta, Magnoliopsida, Fabales, Fabaceae. The transcript has a single exon. The record is from RefSeq and is a predicted model, not a curated record.